AUGUCAAAGCGACCCGUUAUCGCCGUUGCUGGCCUCGCCUGCGAGACAUCGACCUUUUCGCCCGCCGUCACCCUUGCGCCAGCUUUCCACCCCAAGCGAGGCGACGAGAUUGUCGAGCGAUACGAGUUCCUGCACGCCAACCAGCCGCUGGGACAAGAGGCAGAAUGGAAGGGCGCCCUCAUCGGACACGCGCUUCCUGGUGGGAUCGUCACUCGCGAGGCCUUUGAGACGCUCUCGCAGGAGAUUGUGGACAGAUUGCAGGAUAUCGUGGCCAAGGACGCGGUCGACGGCCUGUGGUUCGACAUCCAUGGCGCCAUGUGCGUGCAGGAGCUGGACGAUGUCGAGGCCGAGCUGCUGAGGCGAGUCCGCGCCGUCAUCGGGCCCGAUGUCAUUGUAUCGGCGUCGAUGGACCUGCACGGCAACGUCUCGCGAGAGCUGGCGCACCAGUGCGACCUCAUCACCUGCUACCGCAUGGCGCCGCACGAGGACGCAAUGGACACCAAGGAGCGGGCGUGCCGUAACCUGGUCAACAUCCUCAAGGGCAGGGAGCCGGGCAAGCGGCCCCUAAAGGCUUGGAUCCCCGUUCCUAUUCUGCUACCCGGAGAGCAGACCUCGACGCGGAUAGAGCCGGCCAAGCACAUCUACGCUGCUGUGCCCGAGGUCGAAGCGGAGGAGGGCGUCCUGGAUGCGGCCAUCUGGGUGGGAUAUGCCUGGGCUGAUGAGCCGCGGAAUCGAGCCGCCGUUGUGGUCACCGGAUGGAACGAGAAGGCGGUUUCUCAGGGAGCAGAGAAGCUGGCAAAGCUGUUCUGGGAUGCGCGGGCUGACUUUAGGUUUGUUGCGCCGACUGGGAGCUUUAACGAGUGUCUUGAUGCCGCUGUCAAGUCGUCUCCCGCCGAGCGUCCAUACUUCAUCUCAGAUUCAGGAGACAAUCCCACUGCAGGAGGUGCGGGUGACGUGACUUGGGGCCUCACCAGAUUGUUGGAGCGGCCCGAGUUCAAGGCACCAGAUCUUGGAUUCACGGUCAUCUAUGCAAGCGUUCCAGGACCCAGAGCCAUUGACACGGCUGUCGCCGCAGGGGUUGGCGCAACUGUCACUGUGACUGCCGGAGCCGACGUCGAUGACAUCCACGCGCCUCCUCUGACAAUGACUGGUCGCGUCCACUCGAUCAAGCACGGCGAUCGCGAUGCCGUAACCGAAGUCGUCUUGCAGGUCGGCUCCGUGUACGCCAUCUUGACCAAACUCCGGAAACCGUAUCACAAGGAAAAGGACUUUACCGACUUGAAUCUUGCUCCAAGGGCGGCGGACAUCGUCAUUGUGAAGAUUGGGUACCUUGAGCCGGAGCUGUACGAUAUGGCCAAGGGCUGGAUGCUUGGAUUGACGCCCGGGGGGGUUGAUCAGGAUUUGAAGAGAUUGGGUCAUCAUCGGAUACGAAGACCCAUGUGGCCGUUUGAUGAGGACUUUGAGAAGAUGCCCGAGUUGAAGACUGUGUGGAUCAACAAGUCGAAUGAGCCACUGACAGGCCCUGAUAUAUGA
Molecule: messenger RNA, 1533 nt
Organism: Trichoderma reesei QM6a
Lineage: Eukaryota; Fungi; Ascomycota; Sordariomycetes; Hypocreales; Hypocreaceae
Exons: 1
Coding region: 1-1533 (510 amino acids)
Source: RefSeq, a predicted model, not a curated record